AUGCCACCCAAGUUAAUCGCCCUCGAAGAACACUUCGACUCUGGGCUGUUCCACAUGACAGACCCUUUACACAGCAGACUCCCAGAACAUAUCGAUUCCCGCCUUCACGACAUUUCAGAUCUCCGAACCAAAGACAUCGAUAACGGCGGCCUCGCCCUGCAAGUCCUCUCGCAUGUUGGUGGUCCAACGCCCGUAGAAGAAUGCCGCAAAGCCAACGACAUGCUCGCAGAAGCAUGCAAGAAAAGUUCUGGCAAGAUGGCCGGCUUCGCCAUGCUCCCCAUGCAAGAUCCCACCAUUGCAGCGGAAGAACUCGAACGCUGUGUCAAACAGCUCAACUUCCCAGGUGCUCUCAUCAACAAUCAUCUCGAAGACGGUACUCGCUACGAAGACGAGAAGUUCUGGCCCGUCUUCGCCAAAGCCGUCGAGCUAGAUGUCCCCAUCUACAUUCACCCCGUCUACCCAGGCACAAAUCUCCAAGAGCAUUACACCGGGCCUGGCCUAUCCGACUUCUCCUCUACGAUGAUGGCGACCGCUGCAUGGGGCUGGCAUUCUGAGACAGGCCUCCAUGUCCUCCGUCUAUUCGCAGCAGGCCUCUUCGACCGCUUCCCAAAACUCAAACUCGUCAUCGGCCAUAUGGGUGAGAUGCUGCCCUACAUGCUCGAACGAACUAUCCACUCCACGCGGGUCUGGGGAGAGUUCAAGCGUUCCUUGCGAACGGUCUGGGAGGAGAACAUCUGGGUCACGACGAGUGGGAUGUUCAGUCUGCCGCCGCUGGAGUGUCUCUUGAAAGUGACUCCGAAGGACAAGGUGAUGUAUGGCGUGGACUAUCCCUUUUCGACGACGGAGACGGGGUUGGAGUUUGUGAAGCAGAUUGAGGAGAGUGGGAUUUUGAGUAAGGAGGAGUUUGAGGGGUUUUGUUUUGGGAAUGCGGAGAGGUUGUUGAAGGUUAAGGUGUAG
Molecule: messenger RNA, 957 nt
Organism: Zasmidium cellare ATCC 36951
Lineage: Eukaryota; Fungi; Ascomycota; Dothideomycetes; Mycosphaerellales; Mycosphaerellaceae
Exons: 1
Coding region: 1-957 (318 amino acids)
Biological process (GO): secondary metabolic process
Cellular component (GO): cytoplasm; cytosol
Molecular function (GO): carboxy-lyase activity; hydrolase activity
Source: RefSeq, a predicted model, not a curated record